This is a messenger RNA of Tripterygium wilfordii, 789 nucleotides long. RefSeq lists its product as uncharacterized. Lineage: Eukaryota; Viridiplantae; Streptophyta; Magnoliopsida; Celastrales; Celastraceae. The coding region runs from base 49 to 648 and encodes 199 amino acids. The transcript has 5 exons. The record is from RefSeq and is a predicted model, not a curated record.
CCAUAUUCACAUUAGCCCAAACCUUCCAAAAGGAGAUUGAAGACAAUCAUGGGUCAAUCUUUAAUGAAGUUUACUCCAGGUUUAUUACCAAAUCCAAUCUAUAAAGUACUUGCCUUAGCAUAUCAAGCUGCAGAUGAAUGGCGUGGCUUAUUCCUGGUCCUAAAUAAAGAAAUUGGAGAAAUCACCAUUGAAGAAGAUAGAGCUGAUGCACACAAAGAGAAAGAAAUAGGUGCCAAAAUAGAAGAAUGCUACGAUAAGUACUUUGGAGGCCAACAUAAAGAAUGGAACUUCACAGAAUUCUCUAGAGCAAUAUCACAAACUGUGGAAGAAAUCAACGAAAAACUUGGAAACACUCAAUUCCGUGUACCUAGUGUCGAGGUGCUCCAAAAGGCGUACGACAAUCAUCACAAGGGGAAAGGGAAAAAUCUGAAGAAGGAAGAGUUCAAUAUGAUACUUAGAGAAGUGAUGCUCAACACUGGAUUUACUGGAUUUGGAUCAAAAGAUGUGAUCUUCUACAUAUUUGGAAUUCCUGCUGCUGCUCUGUUUAUCAAGAAUGUAGUUGCUCCAAGAGCAGUUCCUAAUGAAGUCUUCAUUCCUGGCGUCACCUCGGCCACUGUUUUUCUUCUCUCCAAACUCAACAAGCUCUAAGCAAUCAAAACUCAUAAUUGCUCCUAAAUUUGUUGCCCUUUUCUUCAUAGUUUUAUUGUAUUUGAUUUGUAAGUGAUUGUGCACAAAUUUAAUGUGUUAUAAAGUGCAAGAAAUAAAAAUUAUGGAAGUCUGAUUAUUGAA